Molecule: messenger RNA, 672 nt
Organism: Lobosporangium transversale
Lineage: Eukaryota; Fungi; Mortierellomycota; Mortierellomycetes; Mortierellales; Mortierellaceae
Product: glycolipid transfer protein domain-containing protein
Exons: 5
Coding region: 91-672 (193 amino acids)
Biological process (GO): ceramide transport; intermembrane lipid transfer
Cellular component (GO): cytoplasm; cytosol; membrane
Molecular function (GO): ceramide 1-phosphate binding; ceramide 1-phosphate transfer activity
Source: RefSeq, a predicted model, not a curated record
GUCGCCUUUUGUUUCUCAUCAUCUUUUUUUCUUCUCCUUUUCCUUCUCAUUCCAUCUCCUCCUCAUCUCAACUUUACAAGACUCCGCACUAUGGCUUCUACUUACUUCCAGGGCACUCGCAACUAUACUGAUGUCACUAUCACUGACGAGGGCAUCAACACUCAGGAAUUCCUUGAGGCUACUGAAGGUCUCGUCAAGAUCUUUGACCUCUUCGGCACAGUCUUUGGCGUUGUCCAGAGCGAUAUGAAUGGCAACAUCAAGAAAAUCCGUGACCGUUACCUCCAGAACCCAGUUGUCAACUCCACUCUUCAGAAUCUGGUUAAAGGUGAGAUCGCUGAGAAGAAGAAGACCGCCACUGAGGGUCUCUUGUGGCUCACUCGUGGUCUUGAUUUCACUCUCCAGUCCUUGGAGCGUAGCGAGGCUAACCCUGGUGAGGAACUCUCUGUUUCCUUCACUAAGGGUUAUGAGGCUACUCUCCGCCAGUAUCAUGGAAUGCUCGUUCGUCCCGUGUUCACUAUGGCCAUGAAGGCUUGUCCAUAUCGCGCAGACUUCUACGACAAAUUGGGCUCUGACCAAGCAGCAGUUAAGCAGGAUCUUACCACUUAUCUGGGAGGUCUUCGUAGAAUCGUCACCGAUAUUCAGGCCUUCUACACCGCCAACAACUUGAAGUAA